UGUUUAUAUUCCUGUAUCGUUUUCAAACAUGUCUUUUCUGCGGAUCUGCGCCUCAACAAGCAGACGUGUCGCCUCCAGCACCGCAGCUGUGGACUCGAUCUUCACCGGAUGUGUGCGGACGACCAGUGGAGUCGUGAAGGACAGUGAGCCACUGAGGAAGGCCAAAACCCCACAGGGGCGCUUUGAUGCCCCCGAAGAGACGAGCAAAGACGUUCUAGAAAAAUUCCCAGAUGAUGUGAACCCAGCAACCAAGGAAAGAGGUGGUCCUCGGGGUCCAGAGCCCACCCGCUACGGGGACUGGGAGAGGAAGGGCCGCUGCGUGGACUUUUAGCUCCAACUCCUGGAUUAUGAAGACGUGCAGUCCACGUGGAGGCGCUGUGACAGAUCCUGGGUGCUUCUGCUGUGGGAUGAUCACGGACGGUGGAGAGAAGCUUCCUGAACAAAGAAGUUGCCCAAACUUCAUGUCUUGUGUGUCAUUUCAAAGAUGAACCUCUUUAGUGACUGUUUUUGAAGAAAAGUGGUUCCGUGUACAUUUUAGAUCUGAACUC
Nematolebias whitei (Rio pearlfish) is the source of this 548-nucleotide messenger RNA. RefSeq names its product succinate dehydrogenase complex assembly factor 4 (gene sdhaf4). The record is from RefSeq and is a predicted model, not a curated record. The transcript has 3 exons. Gene Ontology annotation, biological process: mitochondrial respiratory chain complex II assembly. NCBI's taxonomy places the organism in Eukaryota, Metazoa, Chordata, Actinopteri, Cyprinodontiformes, Rivulidae. Gene Ontology annotation, cellular component: mitochondrion. The coding region runs from base 29 to 331 and encodes 100 amino acids.